Molecule: messenger RNA, 4116 nt
Organism: Centropristis striata (black sea bass)
Lineage: Eukaryota; Metazoa; Chordata; Actinopteri; Perciformes; Serranidae
Gene: nolc1
Product: nucleolar and coiled-body phosphoprotein 1
Exons: 14
Coding region: 39-3155 (1038 amino acids)
Cellular component (GO): nucleolus; nucleoplasm
Molecular function (GO): protein binding
Source: RefSeq, a predicted model, not a curated record
CGUGCACUUCCUUCCCUUCCAGAAGGAGCGUGGUGAAGAUGGCGGCGCCGAACUCAGUGCCGAGUGAUCUUUACAAAUGCGUAUAUUCAUUUCUGCUGGAGAAUAAGUUCACCAAGGCGGCCCAGCAGUUUCUGAAACAGACUAAAGUGACCCCACAAGAUCAAAAUGAGGAGAACCUCGUCGGCAUCUACAACUUCUGGAUGAAGUCUCCUGAGGCCAAGAAACGAAAGGCGCCACCUAACACAGCUGAAGCUACAAAUGGUCCAUCAGCCAAAAAAGCAAAAACCAGUGCGGAGAGCUCCAGUGAAGAGUCGAGCAGCGAGGAUGAAGAAGCAGUUGCAAAACCAGCGCCGACCAAGGCAGUCCCUGCAGCAGCCAAGGUGGUGCCGGCUAAAGCAGCAGCAGCUGCUAAAGCGGCCUCCAGCAGCAGUGAAGACUCCAGUGACUCUGAGGAGGAGAAGGCUCCUGCAAAGGCUCCUGCAAAGGCACCUGUAAAGGCUCCUGUGAAGUCACCUGCUGCUCCUGCUGCAGGACGGAAGAAAGACAGCAGCUCUAGCAGUGAAGAAUCCGACUCUGAGGAUGAGCAGCCCGCCAAAGCAACGACAACAAAACCCAAGGCUGGUGCCGUCACAGCAGCCAAACCAGCUGUUCCUGCUAAAGCCGCUGCUCCGAAGAAGCAGGAGAGCAGCAGUGAAGAUAGUUCCUCAGAUUCUGAAGAUGAAGAACCAGCAAAGAAGGCUCCAGCCAAACCGGCUCCAGUGAAGGCUGCUGCAGCUGCUGCUGAAUCAAGCAGCGAAGACUCGUCAUCUGAAGAUGAGGCUCCGCCCAGCAAAAAACCCAAAGCAGGAGCGUAUAGUGCAGUCCCACCUCCUGCUUCAGUCCAGAAAGCUCCAGCUGCUCCAGCAGCAGCAGCAGCAAGCAAAGCAGAGGACAGCGACUCCUCAGACAGCAGUGAUGAGGAAGAAGAGAAGAAAGUAGCUGCAAAACCUGCACCGGCAAAGACACCUGCUGCCAAACCUGUAACACCCAAACCUGCUGCAAAGAAGCAGGAGUCCAGCUCUGAGAGUUCAGAUUCAAGCUCAGAUGAAGAGGAGGCAAAGAAGCCUGCAGCCAAAGUCACCCCAGCUAAAGCUGCUCCAGUCAAACCUGUGCCAGCUAAAGCUGCACCUGCGAAAGACUCCGAUUCCGACUCUUCAAGUUCAGAGGACGAAGAGGAGGCAAAGAAACCUGCAGUGAAGGUGACUCCAGCUAAGGCUGCUCCAGCUAAACCUGUUGCAGCUAAAGCAACACCUGCUAAAGAAGAUUCGUCAGAGGAAGAUUCCAGCUCAGAAGAGGAGGAAACUGCAAAGAAGCCUGCAGCUAAACCUGCAGCUAAACCUGCAGCUGCCAAGGCUACCCCAGCUAAAAAAGACGAGUCCUCUAGCUCAGAAAGCAGCUCUGAAGAUGAGGCUCCAGCAAAACCUGCUGCUAAAGCUGCAGCCAAACCGACGCCUGCUGCUGCUGCCUCUAAGGCUCCAGCCAAGGCAGCAGAGAGUAGCUCUGAGUCAGAGGACUCUUCUGAGGACGAGAAAGAACCAGCAAAAGCCAAGCCAGCAGCUAAGCCGGCAUCUAAACCUGCUACGCCAGCUUCAAAGCCUGCUACUCCUGCAGCAAAGUCUGCUGCUGCUGCAGAGAGCAGCUCAGACUCCUCCUCUGAGGAUGAGGAAGAACCGGCUAAGGCUAAGCCAACAGCAGCUAAACCAGCAGCUAAGCCCGCUACCCCUGUUGCAAAGCCUGCUGCUGCAGCAGAGAGCAGCUCGGAUUCCGACUCCUCUUCUGAAGACGAAGAACCAGCAGUCAAGGCUAAACCUGCUGCAGCAAAACCAGCUACACCAGCAGCAAAGCCUGCUACUCCUGCUGCAAAGCCUGCUGCUGCAGCAGAGAGCAGCUCGGACUCUGACUCUUCCUCUGAAGACGAAGAACCAGCAGUCAAGGCUAAACCUGCGGCAGCUAAACCGGCUACGCCAGCCUCAAAGCCUGCUACUCCUGCAGCAAAGCCUGCUGCAGCAGCCGAGAGCAGCUCAGAUUCCGACUCCUCUUCUGAAGACGAAGAACCAGCAGUCAAGGCUAAACCUGCAGCAGCUACACCAGCUGCAAAGCCUGCUACUCCUGCAGCAAAGCCUGCAGCAAAGCCUGCUGCAGCAGCCGAGAGCAGCUCAGAUUCCGACUCCUCCUCUGAAGACGAAGAACCAGCAGUCAAGGCAAAGCCUGCAGCAGCUAAACCAGCUACACCAAAGCCUGCUACCCCUGCUGCAAAGCCUGCAGCAGCAGCUGAGAGCAGCUCCGACAGCGACAGCUCAGACUCUGAGGAUGAGGCAGCCAAACCUGCAGUCAAGAAAGCAACCCCUGCUGCUACGCCCACAGCCCCAAAGGCAGCUCCAGCUGCAGCAAAGAAGGCUGAGGAGAGCAGCUCUGACUCCUCAGACAGCUCUGAUUCAGAGACGGAAACAAAGCCAACCCCCGCUAAGCCUGCAGUCGCCAACGGCAAGGCAGCAACACCCAAGGCAGCAUCAACACCCAAGACCCCAGCAAAGCCAGCAGAGUCCUCAUCCAGUGACAGCAGCUCUGAAGAGGAAGAAGAGGCCAGUAAGAAGCCCGUAAAACCUGCUACACCUGCCGCAACACCCAAGACGACCCCAGCAGCUAAAGCUAAAGAGAGCAGCAGCAGCUCCUCAGACAGUUCAUCAGAGGAAGAGGAAGCACCCCGCAAAGCAGCCACAGCACCUUCCACCCCUACAGCAAAUGGUACCAAUGGAAAGAGAAAAAGAGAUGAAGAAUCAGAAAGUGAAGAGGAAGAUGAAGAGACAGACAAAACACCCAAAAACAAGAAAGCAACAACUACACCACAAACGUUUCCUAAAGUCAAUAAGAAGUCUGGCAACGUACCGUUUCGUAGAAUAAGAGAGGAAGAAGUAUCGGUGGAUCCCCGUCUUUCAAACAACUCUUUUGAGGCAAAGUAUGGAGCCGAGGGGGACUGGGGCCAGAAAGCCAACGACGUGCUCAAGUUCACAAAAGGCAAGUCAUUCCGCCACGAGAAGACGAAGAAGAAGAGGGGAAGCUACCGCGGCGGAGCCAUCUCCACCACGGUUAACUCUAUUAAGUUUGACAGUGACUGAGGACCAUCUCGCUCUGGGUCCUCCUACAUGAACUUGACUGUACCUGCUUGAUCAGGACCGAAACUUUGUCUGCUUCCUCCCCCCCCGUAAACAGUCCCUGUAACAUCACUACCCAGCAGCAGCACACUGACAGGAAUGUGAACCGUAGAGCUGAGAGGCCACUGGCGUUCAGUUCGCCGCCUUUAGUUUGUAAUGGAGAUCAUUGGCAUGGUCUCUGAUCUGAAGCAACAGUUAGUGGAGCCGUGGCAGCAGGAGAGAGAUGUUCCCAGCUGUGACUUCAGACUGUUCUGCUUAAGGUUGACAUCCAUGUGACGUUAUUACCCCUUAUAGCCACUAGGUGGCUGCAGGCCACCUGUUAAUGGUACAAAGCCAUUGUGUUGUUGGGUCCCUUAUUUGCUCUUUCUGACUUUAACCUACUUUAUUCUCAAAUGACUGUCUUGUCAUUUUCAUUUAUUCGUGUAUGACUGACGGCCAUCCAUCCCCAACAGGUUCUUUAUAAAGGCUGAUUGAUUUUUUUAAUAAUCACAUGGAUACUUUAAGUUUCUUCGGUUGUUUGUCAAUUUUUAUUUGGCCACAUUUAAAAGUGGACGGGGUGUGCGCUCGGGGUUUUCCUCUUUACAUUAUAUAAACAUUCAGCGAGUAAAACUGAGUUUUAUACUGUGUAUUUAUUAAGUUUUAUUCCAUUUCAAUGUUUAGAACCUCAGAUGGUGUUUUCAAUGUUAUUCUCAAGCCAUUUUGCUUCGAAAGCAGUUUGUUAGGAUACCCAUGUGAAACCCUAAUCUGCUCAUCAGUGGUAUGGAACUUAUUAUUUACCAAGUUAACAAAGAGCCAUGCUUUUUUCAAUUUAAACUUGCUGUAUCAACUUUUGUGAGCCUCUGUUCUUUUUUUAAUAAUAAAUUCUUGUAGCUGUAGUCCUAAACAAUUAAAUGUUGGUGCGAUUAAAAUCACAACUUUGAGGCUG